Molecule: messenger RNA, 2013 nt
Organism: Parathielavia appendiculata
Lineage: Eukaryota; Fungi; Ascomycota; Sordariomycetes; Sordariales; Chaetomiaceae
Exons: 2
Coding region: 209-1768 (519 amino acids)
Source: RefSeq, a predicted model, not a curated record
CUGGCUUCGAAAAUUGACGCUACAUCUUCACGAUUUGCUCAUCCCGCCUGUCCAGAUUCUCUGGUCCCCAUCGUCAGCAAACAGUGCCAGCGGGCAGGAUGGUACCGUAAGAACUCAGCUUAAACCCCGAGACGCGCCCAGUUUCCACACGGCCUCAAGCCGCGCUUGCUUGGUGAACGUGUGAGAGUGCCGUCUGCGACCAUCAUCCAUGGAACCCCGGGGCGACGCGCACAACGGUGGCGAGCAGCCUGGGCUGGAAGUGGCGAGCCACGGAGGCCUUGAAGUGGCGGCGCAGGAGCGCUGUGGAUACGGCCAGUCGCUGCCCGAAGUUCGUCCCGGCGAGUAUCUUGAGGCCGGCAAAGAGGUCACGACCCCAUACUCCGACUAUCCGGAGCACUCCCCAUUCUCGGGGCCUCCGCCAUAUCCGCCCCAUGGACCACCAGCAGAACCAGCAGGGGCGCAAGCCACGAGAAAGAAACGGCUAUGGCUUGUUAUUGGAGGUGUCAUUGCGGUUGUCGUCGUCCUCGCUGCCGUACUUGGAGGGGUACUUGGCAGCCGAGCAGCAAACUCGUCAGCGGCAUCACAAACGGGAGCCGACUCAGGGGAUUCGGCCCAAAACCCAUCCACAGCCGGGAACACGACGGACAGGACGUCUGGUAGUAAUUCGACGGGCACACAGUUGAUACGUCAGGGCUCCGGGCUGAGUGUGACGGGCUGGCGGAAACCCGAUGGCGGUGUCGAGACAUACCUCUUCUACCAGGAUUCAGCGAACGGUCUUCGCUAUUCGCGGUGUGACACGAGCCGUCGCUCGACUGGCAAUGAGUCCGCGUGCUGGGAGCCGCCCAUCAGCUUCAACUCCGUUGCCCAAAUGGGCACCCGCCUGGCGGCGUCGACCAUUAUCUGGGGUGACAAGUACCGACCCCAAACCCAGCUCUUCUACACAGACUUCCACACGCGUCUGCUCGGCAUCAACAUCAACGCCCAGCUGCAGCCUAACGUCUCAGACGACAGCGUCAACAAGGUCGACGUCUCGACGGGGCCCAACAGCAGCCUGGCAGCUUACUGGCCAUGGACCAUCUACCAGGACCCCACGGGUGAGCUCUACCACGUCCGCAACCUCCUGGGCGGCAACUACGAGCCAUCGGUCUUUUUCUGGGAUAACAACGAGACGAACACAACGACGGCCCUGAACGCCUCCCGCCUUGCCGUCGUGCCCACCUCCACCAACUUCAGCCUCAUCGCCGUCAAGGCCGGCUACGCCGUCUUCUACCAGGACGCGGCCUCCAACAAGCUCGCCGUCGCUAUCACCGACCUCGCCUCGCCCGAGGUUCCCGAAGGGUUCGCCCAGCCCUGGCCCGUCGCCCUGCCUGACAUCGUCAUCCCUGCCCGGUCCCCAAUAGCAGCUUUUUCGGUCGCGAGACCAGGCGACAGGCUCCAGCGCGUGGAUACCUACGUGCUGUACCUCGAUGCCAACGGGGAUAUUGCCGUGCUGUACACGGCACCGUCGUCGUCGUCCUCGUCUGAGAUGGCGGCGUGGAUGACAGCGCAGCCCGCGGCGCUGAAGGGCGCGGACCGGGAUACAGAUAUCGCGUGCCUGAAUAUGCCGACGUCGUUUUGGGACGCUGCGGGGGCGGACGUGCUGCUGGAAGAGGCCUCGGCGGAGACGGCGAGGUGUUUCUUCCAGAGAGGGGGCAAGGUGGUUGAGGUUAGGUUGGACAGUAGGGAGACGGGGGAGUGGGUGGUAGUGGGGGAGGUGCCCAUGUCUUGAUGGCUGGUGCACUGGCUUUGCUUCUUGAAUGUGGCAGAGUUAUGUGGGGUGUGUUUUGGGCCUGGGUUGUCUUUGUUUGGAUUGUGAAUAUUGGAUACACUGGUUUGGGGUUUUUCAGUAUUUUGGAAAAGGCAAGGUGGCCUACGGUACCGCGUUGUGCAGUACAAUGAAUGUCUGGUAGCUGUCUGGCAACUGCAGACAAAGAGAGGUAGAAUUCCAGGUUUCUUUGCUGUAUUCAACCUGAC